AUGGAUGAUGCACCAUCAAUUAACACUCGUCAUAUUUAUGAUUACGAAGAUAUUGAGUGGGCCGAAAACAGAUCAAAAAAGCUCCACGAUCCAUUAAUAAUGGCGAAGACAAAAGUUGGGAAGUUGAAAAAAGAUGAAACUUCCUCUUCGAAAGCACAGGUUCAAAAAUCCUCCCAAAAAAGGGGUCGAAAAUUUGCUCCUACAAUUUCUCGACCUUCAUUACCUAAGUCUUUGAAGUAUGUGAUCAAAGAAAUUCCAACUCACUCUUUGAAGUUUGGUCCAACAUACAACAUUGAUUUUAUAAAAGAUUUGAAUCUGUACAUGGGUGUCGAGGGUCUCGAGUUGUUUAAAAAUUCUAUUUUUGGGCCAUACCUCGACAUUCAUACCUGCAAUUAUCAGGGUCAAAUAUCAAAAUGCUUGUUGCUUCUUGAGCUUGAGCAGGAUAACAGAAAUGAGCUACAUAUUCGGCAUGCAAAUGGGAACAUAUUGUGUUUCACUAUAAAAGAAUUCGCAAUAAUAACCGGUCUGAAAUGCACAGGCAAUCCCGAUGACUUUAAAUAUUCGAAUUCUACUAAAAGCAGGCUUGUUCAAAGAUAUUUCCCAGAUUUAGUAAAGUAUAGUAGUGUGAGCAAGGGACGAUUUGUUCAACGUUUUCUACAAGGUAGUUGGGACAACAGUCAGGAUGCUUUCCAAAUGGGAAUUCUUUACUUCAUCAACACAUUUGUUUUAUCACAACUCUCUGAUGCAUCUAUCCAUGUUAAUGACUUUCUAAUGGUUGAAGAUGGUAGAUAUCAACAUUUUCCUUGGGGUCAGCGUGCAUUUUUCAGGUUAAUGAAUUCAUGGAGGCAAGAGAGAACCAAAGUAAAACAGAUGUAUCGUUUAGGUGGCAUGCCCUAUGCUCUAAAUGUGUGGGUAUAUGAAUGUGCGUCAGUUAUCAACGAUGAAACUGCUGUUAAAGAGGGAGACUACAUCCCUAGGAUACGCAACUGGCGAGUUGUUGGUGUCAAGCCCAAAUUUGAAAUGUUCAUGUCUAGUAUUUUUACUGAGAAUGCAUGUACCAAUAUACAACCGACUCCUGAGGAAUUGGCGGUACUUGAUUUGCCUGACAAUACACAAGCUAUAUUAGAAGACGUUUUUAAGGAGAACUAG
Messenger RNA from Solanum stenotomum, 1149 nucleotides. RefSeq lists its product as uncharacterized. Lineage: Eukaryota; Viridiplantae; Streptophyta; Magnoliopsida; Solanales; Solanaceae. The transcript has 4 exons. The record is from RefSeq and is a predicted model, not a curated record. Bases 1 to 1149 code for a protein of 382 amino acids.